CAGCUGAUGGCGUUUGUGGCAGAAGAGAGGAAACGCUACAAGGUCUACCCGCCCCCGGAGCAAGUCUUCACCUGGACGCGGAUGUGUGAUAUCAAGGAUGUGAAGGUUGUCAUUUUGGGACAAGAUCCGUAUCAUGGACCUAAUCAAGCUCACGGGCUCUGUUUCAGUGUCCAGAAGCCUGUUCCACCUCCCCCCAGUUUAGAAAAUAUUUACAAAGAACUGUCUACGGAUAUUGAGGAUUUCACUCAUCCUGGUCAUGGUGAUCUAACUGGCUGGGCUAAGCAAGGAGUGCUCCUGCUCAACGCUGUCCUGACGGUGCGAGCUCACCAGGCCACCUCGCACAAGGAGAGGGGCUGGGAGCAGUUCACGGACGUGGUGGUGUCCUGGCUCAACAAGAACUUGCACGGAGUUGUCUUCAUGCUUUGGGGAGCCUACGCCCAGAAGAAAGGCAGCUCCAUUGACAGGAAACGCCACCACGUCCUGCAGACGGUUCAUCCCUCCCCCCUCUCUGUCAACAGGGGGUUUUUUGGCUGUCGGCAUUUCUCCAAGACGAAUGAAUUGCUGAAGAAAUCAGGCAAGAAGCCCAUCGACUGGCGAGCGCUCUGAGCUGCAGGAGAGGCUGUGGUGUCUCCUGGUUGGAAACUGCCCCUGUUUCAGGGGUUGUCUCAUUUCUGAAAAACUUCUGCUGA
Messenger RNA from Antrostomus carolinensis (chuck-will's-widow), 689 nucleotides. It is a transcript of the gene UNG, whose product is annotated as uracil DNA glycosylase. The annotation marks the transcript as partial. Gene Ontology annotation, cellular component: mitochondrion; nucleus. Gene Ontology annotation, biological process: base-excision repair, AP site formation via deaminated base removal; base-excision repair. The record is from RefSeq and is a predicted model, not a curated record. The transcript has 5 exons. Gene Ontology annotation, molecular function: uracil DNA N-glycosylase activity. NCBI's taxonomy places the organism in Eukaryota, Metazoa, Chordata, Aves, Caprimulgiformes, Caprimulgidae.